AUGCCAAUUAACACGAAAUGGCUCACAGUGCAAUCCCCAAAUCCGGCAAUUCUAGCGCUCGUCCCAUUACUUUUCGACUAUCUCUCAGCCAAAACGAGCUUUUACCAAAGAGCGGGUUCUCACCGCGAGAUGGAAGCUACGGACGAGGUUGCGAUUGUGGUCCCCGACCCGUCUUUCCCUGAAGAGACAUAUAAGGACUACAAGCCUUUCCCAGAUGCAGUGCAGAAGACGAUCGAUGAAAUCUUGGCUGAAGAGGAAAGCCUCGAGGAGGGCCGGAGCCACCAAUGGCCUUUCUACUCAGGCGCCGACCAAUAUGACGAAUCAUCAUUCUUUACUUCUUCCUACGGGCAAACUCCUCCCCCUGUGAAGAGAUCUCCAGUCUCAACGAGGUCGAAGAUCAAAGGCAAACAACACAAGACAUUGAAUACUACCGAAGCCAGGAAGAAGAGGUCAACAGCCACAAGAACCAUCACUGUCGUUGAUCUUUGCAGUGACGGAGAUGAACAAGCCACAGACGGGAUGAGCUUCAAAGACGACAAGCAUCGCAGAGAUUCCGAGGUCGAAGACGCGUACUUCAAUACUACGGAAGUUACCGCAUCUCUAAGCACCCAACCUCAGGCCAGCCAUUCCAUUCAAUCGAGGCCGUUCGAUGUAAAACAUGGCAAGACUGAGAUUUUGAGGGGUUCUGAUGAAAUGACAAUAGCGGAACCGAAAAAUCUCGGUAACAACGAUGGCAAAACAGCUGCUGAUAAUGUUGCACCGGCUAGUCCAUCAGCAAAAGUUUCUGUCAAAACCUUGAGCCUUUCAAGGCAAGACUAUGAGGAGGAAUCUUCCAUAUUUCGGAAUGUCAAAAAGUCAACGAAACGUCGUAUAUUGCGCUUCAUCGCGGCCCAUCCUUUCAUGUCUCAUUCUGUACAGCCCGUUUGGCGAUCCGAGCGGCAGCAAUUCAUUAAGGAUAUGGUUGCCGAAGCAGUCAAGCUGGGUCUUGAAACGUCUUUGCUUUGGAGCUUGAUAAUGUACGUGCGCCGGCUUUAUCUUGUCAGAGUCGGAGUUGAAGCCGGACCGAUUGCGGACGACACCAAUGACCCAUGCUUCGGACAAGAGGUGGAUGACACUGCCUCAAAGCCCUCCACCUCUCAAAUAUGUCAGAGAAAAAUUCCUGGCCAUGGACCUGCCAGUAGCCAGCACGAUAUGACUAAGGUCACCGCACGCGCCGAUGAGAAAACCGCGCCUAUGCGUGACUUGACCUGCAUAGCUACAGACGUCCCGACACCACCAUUAUCUGCACCACUCACCACUGCGUUUGAUGAGAGGACCGAUGAUGUGAAUAAGGACCCUGUGUGUAAACAACCAAACUCUGAAUUUACUUACUGCAGUGAUCACGGAAUGAAGAACCAUGGAAAGACCGAGGCUCCUCUCUCUAUCAAAACGGCAUCCAAACCAUGCUCUUUACUCACAGAAGCUCAACUCCGCCAAAAUGACGAUCCCGCAGCCAUUGCUGACCCCAUCAAAAGUUUUGAUGACGCUCCUUGGGAGACAACAGGCAUCCCUGAAGUAUCAUACUCAUUUGAUGUUUCGCAUGAGAAACUCACCGAGUCAAAGCAACCGCUCAAAUUUGUGCCAUCAAAAUCUUCGAAACAUGAAAGGAAUCAAGGCCCGUCAAGUGCUUGCAAUUAUCCAGCGAUGAGCGAACCGGAGAUUGGUGCUUCCGAGCCCCAAUGCCUCACAUUACACGAAAAAUCAGCACAGACUUCCGAUCGGACGUCAUCUGAUCAGCUGAGCGCUCAAACAGCCUCGAAAAGUCAAGCUUCUGCUAUCGCAAAGAUGUCAGAAAGGCAAGAACAGAAAUCCAGAAGACGGAUGAUCGAGGUUGCCCGAAAAACGUUCGAUGGAAUGCCAGCUUCGUCUCCACUUCAAGCUGCUGGUGAUCUCGCGAUCAGCGAUCAGCCAGCCAAGAAGCGAGAGGGCUCAACGUCCGUGACAAGUCUAAAUUGUCACUCAAACCGGGAGCUAUUGGCCGGUACAACGAGUGCACCAGUCACCGGACCAGAUGCGAAUCAGGGACAAGAAAUGCCAUCUCUUGGGCUGGAUGAGCCUGUCUCAAACGUUGCUCAAAGCAUGUCCAAGAGCCAGAAGAGAAAGGAGAGGAAGAGAUUGAAGCGCGAAAAGAAGCAACUCAAGUACCAGCAAAAGAAAUCCAGGAGACAAGAGGCGCAAGAAGAAAGCACUUCAAAUGAGCCAGAUCGGUCUCCUGAAAAUACUUUUAGGGAGAAGCCAGUUUUGACUGGUAAAGCACCCGUUCUAUCGUCUAAGCCUCUUACGAUAGACACCGAACCGAGAAAAGCAAGAAAACGGAAGGACUGUGCGCAGAAACUUGAAAAGAAAAAGGAGCGCAAACGAAAACGGAAAUCACGCAGGCGGGAGAUGGGGAGCAGUUCUUCUAACGGUAAUCGAGGACAUGGUGAUUUGCUCUCAGAUGGGGAGGAAAAUGGAACAGAGGCGCCCAACCGCGCGAUAGAGAAUCACAGAUCCAAAAGGCGAAAGCUGGAAAGCCCUGUCGAUUCGCUUCAUUUGUUUGGGACGACAAACACCGGGCUUUCGACGCCCGCUCAUGAUUCUAUGCGAAUUCGGAAAAAUCCCGAGGACAGAAUAUCAUAUUCUGAAAACAAGCCUGACUCGCAAUUAUUGGAUUUUCAAGACGAAAGACCAAGGAUUCCAGGCAAUGUUCGUGAUCUUCACGCGGACCUGGCUGUGCCCCCGGACAAAGCCACCAAGUUGCAAAGGCCAAGACAAAGCUUGGCGACUACAUUCUCGGCGCCCUCGCGAUCGGCGGGCAGUCCCCGAUCGCGAUCUUCGGGCUUGUCACCUGACAUGGAGGAGGUGCGGGACGAGGAUUUUUAA
Molecule: messenger RNA, 2901 nt
Organism: Penicillium oxalicum
Lineage: Eukaryota; Fungi; Ascomycota; Eurotiomycetes; Eurotiales; Aspergillaceae
Exons: 1
Coding region: 1-2901 (966 amino acids)
Source: RefSeq, a predicted model, not a curated record